Messenger RNA from Melanaphis sacchari, 1069 nucleotides. Its product is annotated as fibronectin type 3 and ankyrin repeat domains protein 1-like. Gene Ontology annotation, biological process: positive regulation of transcription by RNA polymerase II. Gene Ontology annotation, molecular function: protein binding; transcription cis-regulatory region binding. Gene Ontology annotation, cellular component: nucleus. The transcript has 6 exons. The coding region runs from base 189 to 1049 and encodes 286 amino acids. Lineage: Eukaryota; Metazoa; Arthropoda; Insecta; Hemiptera; Aphididae. The record is from RefSeq and is a predicted model, not a curated record.
AAAAACAGUGCAAAAAUUGCUUAACUGUCAACUUGUAUCAGUAACCACUCAGCUGUAUUUUCUUAAAGUUGAUGAUUUUGUUACGUGCGUUGUAAGGACCAUACUAAGUUUUAAUAUAUUUUUAAUUAAAUACAAAUUAGAAAUUAGAAUAAACAUUAAUCUUCUUAAAUGUCUACUUUCAAGAUUCCAUGAAGUUAAGUUUGAAGGUGUUGAAUGUCGAUCGUCGAUCCAUUGACUUAGAAUGGAACAAGCCGCAAGAUAUUCUAAAGCCCCUAUUCAAAUUGACUAUGAAUGAAAAUAAUCAAAAUUCUGUGAUUAUAUACAGGGGAUUUCAUAAUUAUUUUUGUGUUAAAAAUUUAUCUGGUAGCCAUCUUUACAAAUUUAAUCUACAAAUAGAAUUGCAUAAUGUAAGUUCAGAGAAUUCAGUGUUGGAUACAGCUACAGUCAGUUUAACUACAAAAAGUGAAUGUCCGAGUAUCACUGCAUUUCAUCAUAGUGCCUAUCAAAAUUUACCGUUGCUCUUUCAGGAGUUCUUAGAUACAAGAGCUCAUGAUAUAAACAUUUACAACGAGUUGGGCGAGUGUAGUUUGUCCAAAGCUUGUGCAGCUGGCCAUAACGACAUGGUACUUACUCUAUUGCAAUACGGAGCAGAUGUGAAUUUACCAAAUUUGUUUACAAGAAUUACACCGUUGAUGACAGCUGCUUACCAUGGUCAUGGAGAUAUAAUAAGAAUAUUAGCUCGCAAUGAUGCCGACUUUACUUUAAAAGAUAUAAAUUUAAAAACAGCACUUCAUUAUGCAGUAGAUGGAUCUCAUAAUGACGCAGUUAAGAUGCUCCUGGAAGGAAAUUGGGGUGAUGUAAACUCAGUAGACUCUAAAGGUUGGACUCCAUUAAUGAGAGCAGUGUUGAUGUUUGCCAAUUUGGAUGUGAUCAAAACCCUUAUUUCACAUGGUUCAGAUUUAAGUACUAAAGAUAAAAAUGGUCAAGAUAUUUGGCAGUUGGCUCAUUUAUCAAAUAACUUGAAAGCCUUAGAAAUAUUACCAAAUUAAAUUAUUAGACUUUCUCAUGG